Messenger RNA from Meleagris gallopavo (turkey), 1742 nucleotides. The record is from RefSeq and is a predicted model, not a curated record. NCBI's taxonomy places the organism in Eukaryota, Metazoa, Chordata, Aves, Galliformes, Phasianidae.
GAGUCACCUCUGAACCUGCUCCCCUCUGAGACCACGACAGCUGAGGGAAAGGGAAGCAGGAGCGAGAGUUUCAGGGUGGCGUGUGGUCCCUCAGCACUGUGCUCUGCGAUGCCCUGAUGACCAUGGAUGUGAUGCUGUGCACAGCUUCCAUCUUCAACCUCUGUGCUAUCAGCGUGGAUCGGUUUAUCGCUGUUUCAGUCCCACUGAACUACAACCGGCGACAGAUCGACCUGCGGCAGCUGAUCCUCAUCUCCACCACGUGGAUAUUCGCCUUUGCUGUGGCAUCCCCAGUCAUAUUCGGCCUCAACAAUGUCCCGAACCGGGACCCCAGCUUGUGCCAGCUGGAGGAUGACAACUACAUUGUGUACUCCUCCAUCUGCUCCUUCUUCAUCCCUUGCCCCGUCAUGCUGGUGCUCUACUGCGCCAUGUUCCAGGGACUCAAGCGCUGGGAAGAAGCCAGGAAGGCCAAGCUAAGGGGUGGCAUCUACGGGGGCAACAGAAUGCUCUAUCACUCCUCACCCUUCAUUGAGAGAGAGCAGGUUGGCAUGGAGCCGGACGAAUACCACCAUUAUGCACACCCUGAGCACCCUCUUUCUGGGGACUAUGUGAUGAGCAAUGGGCUCCAGACUGUCUCCUACCCACACCUCAAGUACCCACACCCGGCACACAGUCAGAAGCGGGCCAAGAUCAACGGCCGGGAACGGAAGGCCAUGAGGGUACUGCCUGUGGUUGUUGGUGCUUUCCUCUUCUGCUGGACACCUUUUUUUGUGGUCCACAUUACAAGAGCUCUCUGCAAGUCCUGCACCAUUCCCACUCAAGUCACCAGCAUUGUCACCUGGCUGGGUUAUGUCAACAGCGCCGUCAACCCCAUCAUUUACACCGUUUUCAACGCCGAGUUCAGGAACUUCUUCCGCAAAGUCUUGCACCUUUUCUGCUGAGUUCACGGAACUGGAGGGAACAACCAGGAUAACUUUGUAUAGUUCAUUAAAGAUCUAUUUCUGCCUAAGGUCUGCUGUCUUUGCUGGGGAGGAGGGAAGGAAGAAAGAUGGUUCCAGGAUGGCAGCUUGAGGACGGUGGUUCCCAGCCCUCUGUCUCCACUGCGAGGAGUUGCAGGUGAGUGCAGUGGUAAUGGCUUGGAUAUUCCCCCCCCUGGAAGCUGCAGGUGUAGCCACUUCUUUAACACUUGGUGCUUGACAUAGACAUCAAGAGACCUCACAAGACAGUGGAUAUUGCACAGCUUGGCAAUCUUCCGACUAAUGAUUUUCAUGCAGGGCUGUUGCUUUCCAAGGGGUAAUUUGUGUGCUUAGAAAUAAAAGACUUGCUGGGAGGUCUCGAGGUUUUCUUUGACUAAGGAUAAUGAUUGCUUCACCAAUUUAUCAUCAACAAAUAAACAGGUUACGUUGCCACAGCAAUUAUACUACAGUCUUACAAGUUCAGUGUGCUAUAGGGGGUAGCUCCCCCAGAUGCCAGGGCCCUGAUGAGAAGCUUCUAGAGAACUUUAAUCACACAUGAGUCAUACCUACACAUCUUCAUUUAAGAUUGUUGUUCCACUCACGCUCUUCAGAAUCUCCGUAAUCAGAAGAUGCAAUAAAAACAAAAUUCAGACUGUAACCAAAGCAUUAGAUAUACUCUUCCACAAGCUGCGUAGUGAUGAUACUGGAGAGCUUUCUGCAUUGGUAUAAAUUGCUGCUCAGUUAUCUGCACAAAUGUGGGUUUGGCAAGCAUGGAUGUGGUAUGGCUGA